AUGGCGGGGCCGGGCGGCGACGGGGACCUGCGGCGCCUGCUGAAGCUGCACCGCACCGAGAUUGCCAUGGCCGUGGACGACGUGUUCCCGCUGCUGCACGGCCUGGCCGACCACGACGUGGUCCCUGAGCAUAUCUUCAAGGAGACGCUGAGCCGGGCGGAGCGGGAGGGCUCCCAGCGCGCCUUCCACGCCCUGCUCACCUGGCUGCUGGGCCGCGACGCCGCCGCCCUGGGCGACUUCUGGGCCGUGCUCUUCAAGGACUACAACCUGGAGCGCUACGCCCGGCUCCGGCCCGUCCGCGGCGCCUUCCCCAGAGAGGCGGAGCUGGGUCGGCAGCGCCGUGGCAGGCGUCUGUCCCCCAGCCCCACGGCACCGGCCCCACACAGACCCCAAGGCAAGAGGAAAGCCCCUGAGGAGCGGGACAAGGCCCGGGCAGCACAGCCCUCCCCACGGCACACCACCAGUCCUGGGCCCCUGGCAAAGGCAAAGACUGUGAAGAAGCCGGAGGGUGCAGAUACCCCCCGCACCCCUCGUGCCGGCGGUGAGUGCCAACCCCCCCGGGGCAGCAUCUGCCUGUGCACCCUGUUUGCCCAGAGCCGUGGGCAGGGGGCUGCUCACCCCACUGAGCCCCCCUCACCCGCAGCCCUCCAGGCAGUGGCUGCCUCAGUGCAGAGAGCAGUGGCUGUGGCAGGUGGUGAGGUGCCCAUCAGCCGUGGGGCCAUCGAGGGCAUCCUCAUCAAACACGUGCUGGAGCCAGGCAGCUCCAGGACAGGCAGCAGAGCUGGGGAUGAGCCAUACACCCAGGCUGCCCGCGGUGAGCUGGGGGCCAGGAGCAGAAGCCACAGCCUGAAGCCCCCUGCCCAGCCCAAAGCAUCCCAAAGUAACAGGGAACCCCAGCUGCACCCCCAGGGCCAGCUGCCAGUGCCCACCAUGUACAGCCAGGAGCCUGUGCCCCUCCAGGAGAACGAGGACGAGUGUGCAGCCUGUGGUGACGGCGGUGAGCUGAUCUGCUGUGAUGGCUGCCCCAGGGCCUUCCACCUCACCUGCCUGGUGCCCCCGCUGCCCCGUGUCCCCAGUGGGACAUGGCGAUGCGGCUCCUGUGUGACGAGUGUGGCUGAGCCGGGCCAGCUGCUGGAAGCAGAUGUGGCUGUGCAGCGACCCCCCGAGAUCCCGGGGGAGGAGGGACGUGAUACCCGGCUGGGUGGAGCUGAUGGGAGUGUCUGUAGCCGCUGCUUCACCCAGAUCCUCACCCCCCAGCACUGUCCUGCUCCCAGUGCAGAGCCCAGGGGGCUGCUGCUCUGCACGUCCUGCACACACACCCCGGACAUGGGCAGCCUGGACACCACCACAGCAGCUGGUGACCAACAGGCCCAGGCAGCCAAGGCAGAGGAAGGAGCUCUCAGCAGUGACCCUGUGCUGAGCCGGGAUGAGCUCGAUGCGCUCCUGGGUGAGGGCACAUGGGAUGGGAUCUUGCAGUGGGCAUUCCAGAGCAUGGCACGGCCCCUGGCAGACACACACGGGCUCCUCGCCUAGUGCACACUGUCCCAGUGGCACCACCGACGUCACAGGAGUGCAGAAGCAGCCCCUGGGGCAGCUGUGCCACCGGGGGUACAGAG
Molecule: messenger RNA, 1616 nt
Organism: Neopelma chrysocephalum (saffron-crested tyrant-manakin)
Lineage: Eukaryota; Metazoa; Chordata; Aves; Passeriformes; Pipridae
Gene: AIRE
Product: autoimmune regulator
Exons: 11
Coding region: 1-1533 (510 amino acids)
Biological process (GO): regulation of transcription by RNA polymerase II; humoral immune response
Cellular component (GO): cytoplasm; nucleus
Molecular function (GO): translation regulator activity; DNA-binding transcription factor activity, RNA polymerase II-specific; DNA binding
Source: RefSeq, a predicted model, not a curated record